Messenger RNA from Cydia splendana, 3949 nucleotides. RefSeq names its product neurexin-4 (gene Nrx-IV). The transcript is spliced from 24 exons. Bases 77 to 3907 code for a protein of 1276 amino acids. The record is from RefSeq and is a predicted model, not a curated record. Lineage: Eukaryota; Metazoa; Arthropoda; Insecta; Lepidoptera; Tortricidae.
CACUUUUCUGACUAAUAGUUACCACGAACAUAGCCGAUAUUUGUUACAAUUACGAAUUUGAACCCAGUAUGAAAUUAUGAUGAGUAAUUUUGUAUAUUAUUUCGUUGUGUUGCUUUGCUAUAGCAUUACGAAGUCGGAAGCAGAGUACGCUAGAUAUUAUUUUGACUAUGAAUGUAAUGAGCCAUUGCUAGCUAAUGCCAAACUCACCGCCACAUCAAGUUUGAGAGAGAGGGGACCUGACAAUGCUAAAUUAUAUGGUGUCAACGCAUGGACGGCUUCUGAGAACGAUUUCGACCAGCAACUCGUCAUCGAUCUGGGGACAGUGAAGAACAUAACGCGAGUGGCGACGCAGGGGAGGCAGCACUCCAGGGAAUACGUGCAGGAGUACCACAUCAGUUAUGGCACGAACGGAUUGGACUAUGUGCGGUAUAAGGCCGCGGGGGGCGAAGUGAAGACUUUCGACGGCAACCAGGACGGUAACACGGUUAAGAAGAAUGAAUUCGAAGUGCCUAUAAUAGCUCAGUUCAUUCGAAUCAACCCUAUGCGUUGGAGGGACAAGAUCUCCAUGAGAGUCGAGCUGUAUGGAUGCGAUUAUGAGGCCAACACGAUGUCCUUCAACGGCUCCUCGCUUAUCAACAUGGAUCUGCUCCGGGACCCUAUAUCCGCCUCCCGCGAAACCAUCCGUUUCCGGUUCAAGACCAGCACGGCUUCCGGCGCUCUGUUGUAUUCAAGAGGCACUCAGGGAGACUACAUAGCGUUGCAACUGAGGGAUAAUCGACUGGUGUACAAUAUUGACUUAGGUUCCGGCACAGCAACUUCCCUAUCCGUUGGCAGUCUCCUAGACGACAACAUGUGGCACGACGUCCUUAUCUCUCGCACUAGACGUGACGUCAUCUUCUCCGUCGACCGAGUGGUCGUUGCCGGACGAGUCAAGGGCGAGUUCUCGAGGCUCAAUCUUAAUAGGCAGCUAUACAUUGGCGGUGUACCCAACUUCCAAGAAGGCCUAGUAGUAAACCAGAAUUUUACGGGUUGUAUCGAGAACCUGUAUUUGAACGCCACAAACGUCAUCUACGAGUUGAAGCAAGGAUAUGAGACCGGCGAGUCGUUCAAGUACCAGAAAGUGAACACUCUUUACGAUUGUCCAGAACCGGAAAUUGUCCCCAUAACGUUCCUAAAGGAAGGCUCGUACGCGAAACUGCGCGGCUACUCCGGGGGCAACCAACUCAACAUAUCUUUUGAUUUCCGAACUUACGAGAACCACGGGCUGCUCAUAUACCACAAGUUCAAGUCUGAGGGACACGUCAAGGUAUACCUUGACGAAGGCAAAGUCAAAGUGGAACUCUUUACCGAAGGCUCUCCCAAAGUGAAGCUGGACAACUACCCCGACGAGAUGUUCAAUGAUGGCAGAUGGCAUGCCCUGAUGCUGACCAUGGCUACAGAUAGCCUGACGGUGGCUGUCGACCAUAGACCGGUGAAAACUACGAAAAAAUUGAGGUUUUUUACUGGCAGCUCGUAUUAUAUUGCCGGUGGUAAAGGCCCUCCGCGCGGCUUCGUAGGCUGCAUGCGCCGCAUAGCUGUAGACGGCAACUACCAGCGACCCACGGACUGGAAGAAAGAGGACUAUUGCUGCCCCAACGACGUGGUGUUUGACGCCUGUCAGAUGAUUGACAGAUGUAACCCGAACCCUUGCGAGCACGGCGGCGAGUGCACUCAGACUGCCGACGAGUUCAACUGCAACUGCCAGGGCACUGGCUACGCGGGUGCCGUUUGCCAUUCGUCGGUGCACCCGCUGUCCUGCCAGGCGUACAAGAACGUGCAGGCCGUGGCGCGCUCCGCCGACAUCAGCGUCGACGUGGACGGCUCCGGCCCGCUGCCCGCCUUCCCCGUCACCUGCCAGUUCUACACGGACGGGCGCGUGCUAACAACGGUGCAGCACUCGUCGUCGGUCUCUCAGAGCACCGUCGUCGACGGCUACCAGGAACCCGGCAGCUUCAAACAGGACAUAACCUACGACGCGUCCCGCGCCCAGCUGGAGGCGUUGCUGAACCGAUCGAGCUCGUGCUCGCAGCGGCUCGAGUACAUGUGCCGCCACUCACGCCUCCUCAACUCUCCUAGUGAAGAAGCAAACUUCCACCCGUUCGCGUGGUGGGUGUCGCGCUCGGGGCAGCGCAUGGACUACUGGGCGGGCGCGCAGCCCGGCUCGCGCAUGUGCGCGUGCGGCGUGCUCGGCGCGUGCGUCGAUCCCACCAAAUGGUGUAAUUGUGACGCGGAAUAUACACAGCUCAAGGCUCAAGAAUUCCAAACGGACGGCGGAGACAUCACAGAAAAGGAGUAUUUACCAGUAAAAGCGCUACAUUUUGGAGACACGGGCAGCCAUCUUGAUGAAAAAGAGGGACGCUACACUCUCGGCCCGCUGCUGUGCGAGGGAGAUGACCUCUUCGGCAACGCAGUGACGUUCCGCAUAGCGGACGCGUAUAUCGCCCUGCCCACGUUCGAUCUCGGCCACAGUGGCGACAUCUACUUCGAGUUUAGGACUACUAAGGAGAACGCCGUACUGUUACACUCUAAGGGCCCUCAAGAUUAUAUCAAGCUGUCAAUCAUAGGCGGAGACCAGCUACAGUUCCAGUUCCAAGUCGGAGACACACCGCUGGGCGUGAUGGUGGAAACCAGCAAUCGGCUGGCUGAUAACAAGUGGCAUUCUGUGGCUAUCGAGAGGAACCGGAAAGAAGCCAGAGUGGUAGUAGACGGUGCCCUGAAGAAUGAAAUCCGCACAGCUAAGGAACCUGUGCGCGCCCUCCAACUAUCAUCACCUCUUAUUAUAGGAGCCGCUAUGGACCGCAAGGAUGGAUUCGUCGGAUGCAUCAGGGCAUUACUUUUGAACGGCCGUCCGGUAGACUUAUUGUCGUACGCUAGACGAGGUCUAUACGGCGUGGCACCGGGCUGCGUGGGCAAGUGCGAGUCGUCGCCCUGCCUCAACAACGGCACCUGCCUCGAGGGCUACGACUCGUACUCGUGCGACUGCCGCUGGACCGCCUUCAAGGGACCGAUAUGUGCUGACGAAAUCGGCGUGAACCUCCGCGCCAACUCGAUGGUGAAAUACGACUUCUUCGGCUCGUGGCGCUCCACCAUCGCAGAGAGCAUCCGCGUGGGCUUCACCACCACCAACCCCAAGGGAUUCCUGCUAGGCUUCUCUUCCAACAUCUCUUCAGAAUACCUCACGAUUAUGCUCACUAAUUCUGGUCAUUUGCGUGUGGUAUUCGACUUCGGAUUCGAACGGCAAGAAAUCAUAUUCCAGGGCAAGCAUUUCGCACUUGGCCAGUACCACGACGUACGGUUAUCUAGGAAGAACAGCGGUGCCACUAUGGUUCUACAAGUGGACAACUACGAAGUACAAGAAUACAACUUCAAUAUAAAGGCCUCAGCCGACGCUCAGUUCAACAACAUCCAGUACAUGUACAUAGGCCGGAACGAGUCCAUGCACGAAGGCUUCGUAGGCUGCGUCAGCCGCGUAGAAUUUGACGAUAUAUACCCGCUGAAGCUCAUGUUCCAGCAGGAUCCUCCGCCUAAUGUGAGGAGUCUAGGUGGAGUCCUAAACGAAGACUUCUGCGGCGUGGAACCUGUCACCCACCCUCCAGAGCCAAUCGAAACGCGGCCACCCCCGCCCAGGGACCCUGCUGACACAGACAUGCACACCACCGACGAGGCCAUCCUAGGCACGGUGUUGGCGUUCAUCUUCCUCCUGCUUAUCAUCGUGGCGGUCGUUUUGGUACGAGCUCUCUCGCGGCAUAAGGGAGAAUAUCUCACUCAGGAGGAGCGCGGCGCGGACGGCGCGGCGGACCCGGACCAGGCCGCGCUGCACGCCGCCACCGGCCCGCGCGUCACCAAGCGCAGGGAGUUCUUCAUAUAGACUACUCAGCCCUCACACUACUACUCACAUGCCUUCAAUACU